This is a messenger RNA of Toxotes jaculatrix (banded archerfish), 6306 nucleotides long. It is a transcript of the gene pcsk5a, whose product is annotated as proprotein convertase subtilisin/kexin type 5a. Bases 170 to 5860 code for a protein of 1896 amino acids. Gene Ontology annotation, cellular component: Golgi membrane; trans-Golgi network. Gene Ontology annotation, molecular function: serine-type endopeptidase activity. NCBI's taxonomy places the organism in Eukaryota, Metazoa, Chordata, Actinopteri, Toxotidae. The record is from RefSeq and is a predicted model, not a curated record. The transcript is spliced from 37 exons. Gene Ontology annotation, biological process: peptide hormone processing.
AAGAUCCUUCCGUUUCUGCGGAACAUCUGAUGAAACUUGUUUCACAGUGGAUUUCAGCUUUCAGUGAAAACUAUGAGAAACACCUGAAGCAGCAGAGCAGACAACGGGGAACACGCAUGAAACACCUGGGCACGGUCUAAUCCGAGGAAGCCUCUUCACCUGUGCAGUAAUGGCGCGUUUUUUGGCGCUGUGGAUGGGAACUCUCCUCCAGUUUUGUCAUGCAACGAUUUACACCAACGACUGGGCGAUAAGGAUACGAGGAGACCUCGAGUCUGUGAACGGAAUAGCAGAGAAAUAUGGAUUCACAAACAUGGGUCAGAUCGGAGACCUGAAGAGUUAUUACAGUUUUCGCCACAACGAGACGGCGGAGCGGUCCACCGUGUCCAACAAAGAGGUGACUGUUAGCGUCGCCAAGGAGACCAAGGUGGAAUGGCUCCAACAGCAGGUGGUCCAGAGAAGAGCAAAGAGGAACUCGAGAGCAAGUCGCAUCUUCUCCAUUUCAGACAUGAAAACCAAUCGCCUCCCUCCUGCCCACCCUCAGUACAGCCACACCCAGACGCUACACUUCAACGACCCGCUGUGGAAGAGCCUGUGGUACAUUCACUGCAGUGAUGAAUCCAAAGGCUGCCAGUCUUGUAUGAACAUUGCGGCGGCCUGGAGGAGAGGGUACACAGGGAAGGGUGUGGUAGUGUCUGUCCUAGAUGAUGGCAUUGAGAGAGAGCAUCCGGAUCUGAAGCCAAAUUAUGAUCCUCUCGCCAGCUGUGAUGUGAAUGGACAAGACCAAGAUCCUUCUCCGAAUUAUUCAGACAAUGCUGAUAACUACCAUGGGACUCAGUGUGCAGGGAUGGUUGUUGCCGCUGCAAAUAACUCUCAGUGCACGGUUGGAGUCUCUUUCCAUGCGCGGAUAGGCGGCAUCCGUAUGCUGGAUGGAGAUGUGACAGACAUCACAGAGGCCCAAUCCCUGAGCUUCAGACCACAGUAUAUUGAUAUUUACUUAGCCAGCUGGGGGCCAGAAGAUGACGGAGCUUCUUUGGAGGGACCUGGGCCUCUGGCUCAUCUUGCUUUACAGAACGGCAUUAAAACAGGCCGGCAUGGGAGAGGCUCUGUUUUUGUCUGGGCGUCAGGGAACGGAGGGCAAAGAGGUGACCACUGCUCCUGUGACGGCUACAGCAACAGCAUCUACACUAUCUCUAUCAGUAGCAGCACACGGCGUGGAAGGCAGCCAGAUUACCUGGAGCAGUGCCCCUCCACACUGGCGACAGCUUACACUGGAGGGGAGGCAGAGGGGAUGGUGACGCUGGGUCCACAGCAGGGUUGUAGCCAGGCUCAGUCAGGGACCUCCCUCUCCUCCUCCAUGGCUGCGGGUGUCAUCGCUCUCACUUUGGAGGCCAACCCCUUGCUAACCUGGAGGGACGUGCAGCACAUUAUCGUCCGAACAUCAAAAGCUCAUCAUCUUAUUGCUCCUGACUGGCACGUUAAUGGAGCUGGAUACAAAGUGAGCCACCUGUAUGGCUUUGGCCUGCUGGAUGCUGAGAGCAUGGUGAAGGAGGCUGAGCGCUGGAAACAAGUCCCCUCACAGCAUGAGUGUGUGGAGGAGGCUGCCAUCCAGCUGAGCAGAGCUAUUCAUCCAGGCUCUGUGCUGACGUCUGUGUAUGACACUACAGGCUGCUCUACCCGACCCCAGCAGCAUGUUGUUUACGUGGAGCAUGUCGUUGUCCGCGUUACCAUCACUCACAGUCAUCGCGGUGACCUUUCUAUUACGCUCACAUCACCGUCAGGCACCGUGUCGCAGCUGCUAGCUAACAGGCCUCUUGACGACUCCACAGAGGGAUUUCAGAACUGGGAAUUGAUGACGACUCACUGCUGGGGGGAGCAGGCGGCAGGGGAAUGGACUUUGAAAAUCCAGGAUACUCCCUCUCAGAAGAGACACAACACCGAACAAGGGACGCUAAAGGAGUGGUCCCUGGUGAUUUAUGGCACCGCAGAGCAGCCGUACCCCGUGCAUCGUGAGCGAGCACGAUCAGCUGAGAAGCUGAUGGAUAGUGACCUCACUGAAGAAUACAGUGGACCCUGUGACCCAGAAUGCAGUGACGAUGGUUGUGAGGGGCCUGGCCCGCAGCAGUGUGUCACGUGCUCACACUUUUUUCUCAAGUUCAAGAACAACACAAGGAUGUGUGUAUCGGAAUGUCCCAGGGGAUUCUGGGGUGACCGCCGGCGUUGUAAGAGGUGCUACUCCUCCUGUGAGAGCUGCACCGGGAGCCGCAGUGACCAGUGCACUUCCUGUCAACCUGGGUAUCACCUGACUGAGGGGACCAACACCUGCACAGCCAUCUGUGCGGAUAACCACUACCUCGACCAUGAUGCAAACAUGUGCAGAAAAUGCAGUGAAAACUGCUUGAAGUGCACCUCCUACAGCAUCUGCACAGAAUGCAGACCAGACACAAGUCUGCAGGGGAAUCGGUGCCAGCGGAGCUGCGCGGCUGGGUUCUACCACGACGAGCAGGAAGGCACAUGCAAGCCCUGUCACAAGGCCUGCGCUACCUGUGCAGGUGCAGGUGUGGAAGCAUGCAACCACUGUGCAGAAGGCUACUUGAUGGAGGAGUGGAGGUGUGUGUCCUCCUGCAGUGCUGGCUUCUACGCCACAGAGCCAAACCCAGAGAUAGCUGAUGGGCACAGGAUAUGUAGGAGGUGUGACGCCAGCUGUCUCACCUGUGUGGGGCCGAGCCGAGGGGACUGCAGCAGCUGUUCCAGUGGUCACAGCCUGCAGGAGGGAGUGUGUGUUGUUAGCACUGUGUGUGCAGACGGAGAGUACCAGGACAGUAACGGGAAGUGCCACGCGUGCGAUGCAACGUGUCUGAAGUGCACAGGGCCGCAGAGCGAAGACUGCAUCAGCUGUGUUUCUUCACGGGCUCUGGAUGAGGGCCGCUGCGUGGAGGAGUGCUCCAAGGGCAAGUACCAGUCAGGUGGCCAGUGUCACCUGUGUGACCACACGUGUGCCACCUGUGUGGAUGCAGGGCCUGCCAACUGUAAUAGUUGUGAUACUGAUAAGUUUGGAAUGGAGCGUUACUUGUACAAAGGCCAGUGUCUGGAUGCCUGUCCUGAGACCUUCUACCACACCAAGGAGAGGAGCUGUGAGCCGUGCUCGGACCACUGCCGGCUCUGCACAAGCCCCACCCACUGCCUGAAGUGCAACUCCUCCUACUACGUCUCUGAUGGGGCAUGUGCGAAGCUGGAGUGUGGAGAAGGGGAGGUGGAGGAUCCAGAUUACGACGACUGCAUGGCCUGUGAGGAGGGCUGCAGCAAGUGUGUCUUGUAUAACCCCAGGCAUUGUCUGUCCUGCACUGAGGGCUUUUACAACUUUCAGGAUGGCUGCUACAAAAACUGCCCAGCUAAGACGUACAGCGUGGAAGAGGAGAUGACCUGCAUCCCGUGUGAUGAAAACUGUGUGAGCUGUGAUGAACAUGAGUGCUACUGGUGUGAGACCGACCUCUUCUUAUCAGAGGGUAGGUGUGUAUCGGAGUGUCCCGAUGGUUUCUAUGGCGACGAAGACACCAACGACUGUGAGGAGUGUCACUCAGACUGUGUGACAUGUAGCGGCCCGGAGGACAAUGACUGCCUGUCGUGCGAGGAGGGGAUGACGCUAGAAAAUGGAGUGUGUGUGUCUGACCAUGAGGUCUGUCCCAUUAAGACCUUUCGCACCGAUGAUGGAGAGUGCAAGGACUGCCACCCAUCCUGUGAGUCCUGCACUGGAGAGGAGAAAAACCAGUGUACGAAAUGUGCAAAAGGGCAGUUUUUGACCACACAGCAAACAUGUGUGUCAAGGUGUCCGGGGGGUUUCUUUGCCAGUCGGCUGAGCGGUGUGUGUGAGGCUUGCCCUCCCGGCUGUUUGCAGUGUGUGGACACUCAGCACUGCACCCGCUGUCAGAGCACUCGCAAAGCUCAGUUAUUCCUGCAGGAUGGACAAUGUGUCCAGCAGUGUGUCAGGGGUUAUCCUGCAGGCCAGGUGUGUCGUAGCUGUGCAGCAGGCUGCGCGUCCUGUGGGAGAAACGCCACUCACUGUCUCAGCUGUGAAGAACCUCUCAUCCUACACAAGCACCAGUGUGUGGAAGAGUGUCCUCCAGCGCACACUGUCCGGGACAGGGAGUGCCAGCACUGCCCCUCAGCCUGUCAGGAGUGCAGCCCACUCGGAAAGUGCACAGGCUGUGAGGAGUAUCACUUUCUCCAUGAGGGCCUGUGUGUACUAGACUGUCCCGAGAGGUUCUUUGAGGACAAAGAGCGAGAGGAGUGUUCGCGUUGCCACCCGGACUGCGCUUUGUGUGACGGACCGAGCAACAAUGACUGUGAUGCCUGUGUGGACCCUGAGGCCACCCUGCACAACGGGGCGUGUCUGGUUGCCUGCUCCUCCCAUACCUACAGGGACACUAUAACUGGAGAAUGUAAAGACUGUGACGUAGCUUGUCUCACCUGCUUCGGGCCCCACGCCAGUACCUGCACCAGUUGCAGAGAGGGUCAGAGGCUGGAGGGCCACGGUCAUUGUGUGCCGUUAGCCAACAAGUGCUUGCCUCGGCAGUAUGCAGACCAGAACGGGGAGUGCCAUCCGUGUCACAAAUACUGCCACGGGUGUUCAGGUCCCGGAAAAACCCACUGUCUGAGCUGCAACCAGAAACAUCUCCUGCUCAACGGCACCUGUGUGGAUGAAUGCCCAGCAGGCUACUAUGAGGACGAGUCGGGGCAGGAAUGUGAGCCUUGCUACCCUUCCUGUGAAACCUGCGUUGGAAGACACAGCCACGAGUGUCUCACCUGCAAAGCCCACCUAUUUCGAGAGGGCAAAGAGUGUGUGGAGACCUGCCAGCACAGUCACUAUGGAAACACGGGCUCCAGGAUGUGUGAGAAAUGUGACCCGAGUUGCGGCGAGUGCAUCGGGGGCGGGGAGGACAGCUGCCUGAGCUGUGCCCUGGGUCUCAUCUACAUGCGGAAAGAAGGCCGUUGCCUCCUUUUGUGCCCUGAGGGAUACUACCACGACGCUGUGCACAGGACCUGCGAGCCCUGCCACGCCAGCUGCAGAACAUGCUCAGGAAAAGAUUCCCGUUCCUGUGACUCAUGCUACGCUGGAUACCUGCUCUCAGAUGGAAUGUGUGAGUCCAUGUGCGACAUAGACCAGUAUCCUGUAAUGAAGAGUUUAGGCCACGCUUGUGAAGACUGCGACAGCUCCUGUCUGGAGUGUCAGGGGCCCGGUCCAGCCAACUGCACCAUGUGUCCUGCUCAGGCCAUCUUAGAAGCUGGAGGGCGCUGUCUGCUUUGUUGCCGCCACGAGGAAGCGGAAGACGCCACAGCGCAGCAGCAAGACUGUUGUAACUGCACUGAGACACGAGGAGAGUGUGUCCUCAGUACCAACUUGGCGUUUACAAAUGAUGAGGAAGAUGAGGCCAGAGGUAACCUGACUGUCUUCAUCAUCGCCUGCAUCCUGCUGGUGCUGGGACUGGUGGCUGUGGUCUUGCUCAUCAGACACUCCCGCUCCAAAAGCGCACCCCCGGACAUCCCACCUCGUGGCUAUGAGAAGCUGGGCUCUGGCGGGGGAUACGGAGGCGGCAGCAGAUAUGGAGGCUACAGUUCUGCUUCUUCUGCAUCCUACAGCGGCCGCGCCGGCUCCUCCGGCGGCCGCUUCCAGGAGGCUCAGUUAGUUGACAUUGGUGAACGUCGCUCGGGGAGUAAGGAUGAUGACGACGAUGACGAUGAAGAUGAGGACAUUGUUUACAUGGGCCAGGAUGGUACCGUGUACAGGAAGUUCCGGUACGGACAACUAGGAGAGGACAACGAUGACGAGCUGGAGUACGAUGAUGAGAGCUACACGUUCCGGUGAAGUAGAAUCAUUUCUCUUAAAAAAACAUUUCUUCUUUCUCCUCUGGACUCCUCUCUCCUUUAUUCCUCCUUCUGUGCUGUUUAUCUCCUCCUGCCCUGAGGGACAGACCCAUUUAUCCUUUGCUGAAUAUGACUUGAACUAAAUGAGACAUGAGAAGCUAUUUAUAAUGAGUUGUAGUUUACAACUGUUAUCCAUUCACUAAACGAAAUGAGCUGCAGAAAAUUCCAUGUCGUUUAACAUUCUUAAGGACUUUUAACAUAAUGAAGCUUGAUUUUCUAGACUUUGUUUGGAGUAUGAUGACCUCCCGUGUAUAACAUAAUUUAUCAUGGGCAUUUACUAGUUUUAACAGUUUCAUUAAUUGUAUUCAUCUCUUCAUUAAUUGUUGUGUUGUUGGAUUAGCAUUUUAAAUUUGAUUAAUCCCAGUAUUUCUUAAGCUUCUCCAUAUU